AUGGGUCGCGAAACAGAAUCGGAUGGAUCAGGUUCAGAAUCAGGCUCUAGCCGAAGUAACAGCAGGAGUCGAAGUGGUACCCCACAAGUAGCACCAACACCCGGGUUUUCCUUGGAACAUCAUGAUUCUCGAUCCAACUCGCCAAAUCGACGCUCUCGUUCCGGCACACCGGUGCAGAACAGAAGUAGAUCAAAUUCAGCCGGUUCACAACGUUCGCGUUCGGGUUCGGGGGCAAGGUCACGUUCUGGUAGCAGAUCCCCCACUCCAGGCAGUGCACAGAAACGCCGUAGUAGAUCACGCAGCGGUUCCGGAUCACCGGCCGGUUCCCAAAGGUCUGGUUCCGGGUCGAGACAUUCACGCUCCCGUUCACGAUCCCGCUCGCAGGGAUCCGGAAGCGGAAGGUCUCGUAGCGGCACGCCACAAAACCGUUCUGGUAGUGGAACACCUGUGAAUAGAUCUCGCAGCGGUUCGGCUGCAUCUAGAUCUCCUGGUUCAGAACGCAAAUCUCGUUCUCGUUCCCGCUCUGUUCGUUCCGGCUCGGCACGAAGUCGCUCUGGAUCUGUGCAAUCUCCUGCAAAUGAAAAACGAAAGCGUGCAGUACUGAGCGAUUCUGACUCGGACGAUGGUGCCAAAAAGGAGGCAAAGAAGAAAAACAAACUUAUCGACACGGACUCAGAGGAAGAAGCCGGUUCCGGGAAGGAUGGUGCAGCGAAGGGUAAGGAUGUCACGGCCGAUGCACUGUUCGGCGAUGCCGAUGACAUAAGCUCGGAUGAAGCGGCCGGUGAUGAGUCUGGCCGGGAGCGUGAUGAACUGGACGAUCUGGAAGAUGAGCAGCGCAAACAGAAUCAGGCUAGGGAACGAUCACGGGAAAGAUCCAGAAGCCGAAGCCGAAGUCGCAGUAGAAGCCGUGAUAGCGAUCGUCGAUCGUCGGAUGAAGAAGGUAACCGGGAUCGGCUAGCACGUUGGGAGGAACCCAAAGAGCCGGAACCGGAACCGGAGCCAAUUCCGGAGACGCGAAUUGAUGUGGAGAUUCCCCGAAUCGUGACAGAUCUCGGACGGGACAUACAUUUCGUGAAGCUUCCCAAUUUCUUGUCGGUUGAGACGCGCCCGUUCGAUGUGGACACGUACGAGGAUGAAAUAGACGAAGAGGAAACGCUCGACGAGGAAGGUCGGCAGCGUUUGAAGCUGAAGGUGGAAAACACAAUCCGCUGGAGGAACAACAUCGACCGGCAGGGUAACGCACAGCGCGAAACAAACGCUCGGUUCGUCAAGUGGUCGGACGGCAGCAUGAGUUUGCAUCUGGGGUCGGAAAUUUUCGAUGUGUACAAGCAGCCCCUCCAAGGUGACCACAACCAUCUGUUCAUUCGGCAGGGUACGGGUUUGCAGGGUCAGUCCGUGUUCCGCACAAAGCUUACCUUCCGGCCACACUCAACCGAAUCGUUCACCCAUCAGAAGAUGCUCAUCUCGUUGGCCGAUCGUUCGCAGAAAACAUCUGGCAUUAAGAUCCUUACGCAGGUCGGGUUCGAUCCCGAUGCGGAUCGGAAGCAGAACCUCAAGAAGGAGGAAGAGAAGCUGCGCAUGGCGAUGCGUGCAAAACAGACGUCCUCGAAACCGAAGCGAGGUCGGGACUCGGGCGCCAAUGCUGGCAAUGCGUACCACCAUGAUGAGGGAUCAGAUGACGAGGGUGGCAUUUCGCUCGCGGCCAUUAAAAACAAAUUCAAGGGAGACAAAGGGAAAGGAGCGGGCACGAAAGGAAACGCAGCCAUUUAUUCUUCGGACGAAGAAGGGUCGGACGUGGAGACGGGGCGACGUAAGAAAAAUAUCGACAAAAAGAGAGCGCUUAAAUCGUUGGCCGAUUCCGAUGACAGUGAGGCCGGGUCAGGAUCGGAGGGUUCGCACGGAACGCGCUCACGAUCCAAUUCCGCAUCCGGUUCUGGGUCGGGUGGUGAAGGAUCUGGUAGCGAGAAGAGUGGCAAAGGGGGUAAUAAUUCUGAAGGAGAUAGUGACGAGUAG
This is a messenger RNA of Anopheles marshallii, 2013 nucleotides long. RefSeq names its product another transcription unit protein (gene Atu). The transcript has 3 exons. The record is from RefSeq and is a predicted model, not a curated record. NCBI's taxonomy places the organism in Eukaryota, Metazoa, Arthropoda, Insecta, Diptera, Culicidae. Gene Ontology annotation, cellular component: nucleus; Cdc73/Paf1 complex. Gene Ontology annotation, molecular function: RNA polymerase II C-terminal domain phosphoserine binding. Gene Ontology annotation, biological process: positive regulation of transcription elongation by RNA polymerase II; transcription elongation by RNA polymerase II. Bases 1 to 2013 code for a protein of 670 amino acids.